AUUCUUUGCUGGAGAAAUCCACAGAGUGUGUGUCACGAGUUUGUUCCCUGAUGGAUCAGAAUGUAGUAAAAUCGAAUUUGAUGUUUUGUCAUUGUUAGGCCAUUAAUGUGAGCAAAAUUCUGGUUUGCUUGUUGAAAUUGAAAUUCUAGUAAGCCGUUGAAAAUUGGUGUAAAAACUUCUGAAACAAUUACCGUCCCAGCCUACUUCUCUUGAGAAGAAAGAAAACUUACCAAUCAUAUCCUUGACCCAGGCAGGAAUAAAACGUACUCGUAGUGAAAAAUGCGUUUGAUCGAUAAAAUUUGUCACAUUGUCACCGUUCCGGUGUCCCCGAAGUACCUCCGGAUCUCGACUCUGCUGAUUGCCAUCUACAAAGUGCUCGUGGCCCACAUCCUGCUGUUCAUUAUGCUGCUGGGGCUGGCCCAUGCCGAGGAGAUGAGUGCCAUCCUGGGGGCGGACAUCGCGGACCAGAAGGAGCGGGAGGAGUAUAUUUACGUUCCGACCAAUGCCAAAGGCGAAACCAUGAACCAGCUGCGGUUCAAAACGGCCGCCAAUUUGGCUUCGGUCACCCUCUGCAUGUUGUACAUCGGAACAACUCUGGCCACGAUCUAUGUGCUGAGCUGUUUGGGGCUGCUGAUUGGAACUCUUCGCAAUAGGCAUGAGCUGUUCAUCCCCUGGAUGGUGGUGGACUUUUUCGGCACCCUGAUCUGUGCCUCGAUUAUGAUCGCCGUUGGCUACAACAAGAUGGCUUAUCAGCUGGUUGGAAAGUGGCAAUAUUGGGGCUUCUGUUUCGUGAUGACGUCGUUUAAUUUGGUAAUCUGGUCGGUGGUGCGGCUGUUCUACAAGAAUCUGGCCCACAUGACCAAGCUGCGGGAGGUAGCUGUCGUCGCAAUUCCGUGCCCGGCACCCGGAUCGGUAAUUCCCAAGAACUGUUCAGCCGCCGCUCCUUACCACUAUCGGAAGGAGAAUAUGCACCUCAGCGAUGGGGGUCUCAAACAUAUUCUGUUCGACGCUAAUGAGGCCAACUAUCUGGUGUAAGCGCACAACUAAACUACAUGUUGAAACAGAAUCCAAAACCAAAAAAUAUAAAAAAGAAAGAGCUUUUGAGUUGGGCAGGUCUUUGAAACGAAAACGAAGCGUGUCGUGAACAAUAAUGGUGAUUGAAUGUUAACAUUUCCAAGCAAAAUUUCCAGAUUUUCCUCCAAAACCAAAUCUUUGACUUCUCUCCAAACAACAAACAAAUCUGUAGAAAUCUAGAGGUAGAGUUUCCUGUUUAUCAAAUAAAGUAUAUGAAUAAAGUCUUUAAACGUAAA
Uranotaenia lowii is the source of this 1310-nucleotide messenger RNA. RefSeq lists its product as uncharacterized. The record is from RefSeq and is a predicted model, not a curated record. The transcript has 4 exons. The coding region runs from base 280 to 1035 and encodes 251 amino acids. Lineage: Eukaryota; Metazoa; Arthropoda; Insecta; Diptera; Culicidae.